GGGAUAUUUUUAUUGACACAUAGUUACGAUAAAUAUGGAAGCUAAUGCUUCUGCCGACGAAUACGAACAUACUAUAGCGGAUGUUAUGUAUAUAAUAAAUAAUAUACCAGGGCCUGGGAUAGAUGUAGCGGACUUUGAAGCGGAAUACGCCGUAGGCUGUUCGUGCGUGGCCGAGUGUUACAAUUGCUUAUGUACACGUGGUUCUGUUAAUUAUUCUAAUUCUCGAAUUGUCGAUGAGAAACUAAUCGGUCCUGUAUUUGAAUGCCAUGCUCGUUGCAAAUGUAGACCGAAUUGCGGAAAUAAAUUAGUACAAAAUGGUCCGUUAAAUUGUUUAAUUGUCAGAGAUGUCGCCGACAAAGGUCUCGGUCUUUUCACGAAUAAGUUAAUAAAGAGAGGCCAAUUUAUUUGCGAAUACGCUGGUGAAGUAAUAGGUCUAGAAGAAGCGCGACGUAGAAUCGAAACUAACAAGCAACAUAACGCAAUGAAUUAUGUUCUUGUGGUAUCAGAACACGCUGACGAUCGUAUUACUGUGACCUGUAUAGAUCCGAAAUAUUUCGGUAAUAUUGGACGCUACGCUAAUCAUAGCUGUGAUCCGAAUUCUAUCCUUAUCCCAGUCAGGGUAGAGGGAAUCGUACCUCGACUAUGCUUGUUUGCAUCUAGAGAUAUAGAAAAUGGGGAGGAAGUGACUUUUGACUAUGCUGGUGGUGCGAUAGCUAAUUCCGUCCAGUGUCUCAGUGAUACUCCCUGUCUUUGUGGUUCUAACAAUUGUUAUCGUUAUUUACCACAUAACCAGAUUUAAGCAUAAUACAAGCAUAAUAAUUAAUAGCAUAAUACAUAUAUAUUCUUGUGUUUUAUAUUGUAAUAGCAAAAAAUUGAAGAUUAUAUAAAAUAAGAUUAUAUGAAGUAUGAAAUUAUUAUCACAAGAAUUUGGUAUAAAUUGAUUGUUAAAGUAAAAAAUGAACUGUAUAGAUACAAAUAAAACUAUAUGUCUUAAAUUAUAUAAUAAGAAUUACAGAAAAUAUCAUGGAUCAAAAUCAUUACAAAUAUUAUUUUAAAUAGUUUUAUGGAAAAUAUCGAAUUUAAAUUUUUAGAUAAAUAUGUUAUAUACAUAUAUAUUUAUAAAAUAGUUUUUUGACAAA
Monomorium pharaonis (pharaoh ant) is the source of this 1139-nucleotide messenger RNA. RefSeq names its product histone-lysine N-methyltransferase SETMAR. Gene Ontology annotation, cellular component: nucleus. The transcript has a single exon. The record is from RefSeq and is a predicted model, not a curated record. Bases 35 to 799 code for a protein of 254 amino acids. Gene Ontology annotation, molecular function: zinc ion binding; histone H3K9 methyltransferase activity; protein binding. Lineage: Eukaryota; Metazoa; Arthropoda; Insecta; Hymenoptera; Formicidae.